Messenger RNA from Microthlaspi erraticum, 333 nucleotides. The record is from the annotation of a GenBank genome assembly. Lineage: Eukaryota; Viridiplantae; Streptophyta; Magnoliopsida; Brassicales; Brassicaceae.
AUGGUGUUUCAGACGGACUGUUCCGAUGUGGUGAAGAUGGUGUCUAAACCAGAGGAGUGGCCGGCGUUCUCAACACUACUUGCUCAUUUGGGCCAUACGGACUGUUCCGAUGUGGUGAAGAUGGUGUCUAAACCAGAGGAGUGGCCGGCGUUCUCAACACUACUUGACGAGGUUGACAGAUGUAAGAGGAGAUUCACCUCUUUCAACAUCAUGCAUAUUCCAAGGACGAACAACACGAAGGCAGACAAGUUAGCACGAAGUGCUCGAGAUCUACCUACAGAUGUGUAUUAUGUAAACUCUAUUUCACCAGUUUGGAUUCCCGAGUUGUUGUAG